Molecule: messenger RNA, 816 nt
Organism: Sclerotinia borealis F-4128
Lineage: Eukaryota; Fungi; Ascomycota; Leotiomycetes; Helotiales; Sclerotiniaceae
Source: the annotation of a GenBank genome assembly
AUGACCAGUUCCGAGUCACAUCCAGAUGCCGAUCUCUAUCCUCACGCCACUGGCUUUGCUGCCCAGAUGGUGAGAGAGCACUCCAAAGAAGAGCGAGCCAAGCUCUAUGCUGGAUGGUUUUGUCCCUUCGUCCAACGAGUUCUCCUCAUCCUUCUAGAAAAGAACAUUCCCUUCCAAUACAUAGAAGUCAACCCCUACCACAAACCCCAAUCUCUCCUCAAACUCAAUCCCCGAGGACUGAUUCCCACCCUGGAGUAUGAGGGCAAAGCUCUAUAUGAAAGUAUCAUUAUUUGCGAGUUCCUCGAAGAUGCAUAUCCAUCUCAUUGGCCGCGUUUACUUACUCGAGAACCAUUCGAAAGAGCUCGUUUGAGAAUCUGGAUUGAUCACACUUCUUCCCGCAUCAUCCCCUCUUUUCACCGAUUCCUUCAAUAUCAACCAGUGUCCCCUCAAGACCCCAAAAUACUCACUCUCCGCACCGCAUUUCUCACAUCCAUUUAUGAAUUCACCCAGGAAAUGGACCCCAUCGGCCCAUAUUUCACAGGCCGAACCCCUUGUCUUGUGGAUUAUAUCCUAGCACCUUGGGCCCUCCGUAUUUGGGUCUUCGAUUAUUUCAAAGGCGGUCUUCAUAUCGAGGAAUUAGGCGAUAUGAGAGAGAGGUGGGAAGUCUGGGUAGAUGCUAUUGAGGAAAGAAAGAGUAUUAAGAUGAGUUUAAGUGACACGGAAUUCUAUUUGCCGAUUUAUCAGAGGUAUGCGGAUGAAGGGGCGCCGUCGGAAUUGGGGAAGGCGAUGAGGGAGGGAGCUAGUGUCCCUGAAUGA